This is a messenger RNA of Aspergillus wentii DTO 134E9, 1610 nucleotides long. Its product is annotated as FAD-binding oxidoreductase. The coding region runs from base 120 to 1610 and encodes 496 amino acids. The transcript is spliced from 6 exons. Gene Ontology annotation, molecular function: FAD binding. Lineage: Eukaryota; Fungi; Ascomycota; Eurotiomycetes; Eurotiales; Aspergillaceae. The record is from RefSeq and is a predicted model, not a curated record.
GUGUUAGUUUAGGAUGAUUGAUUUGAUUUAAUCCGACCGGUCGAUUCCUUUUAUUCCUCCCUCCCCCUUCUCCCCUCCGUUCCAGUCCCCGGAUUCAAUCGCACAAUUGAUCAGCCAUAAUGCGUCUGUCUUCAACGGUCGUGCCCCUGGCAGGCCUGGCUCCGGCCAAUGUGAUGUGCAAUGCUUCUGUGGCACCGGGAUGCCAGGCAUUGGGCGAUAAGCUGUCAGAUGCGGUGUUUUACAGCGGCAGCCCCGUCUACAGCUAUGAAUCGCAGGAGUUCUGGUCCAACACGGAGAAGAUGUCGCCGGGCUGCAUCUUCCGUCCACAAUCCAGCAGCCAAUUGGCCCAAGGUCUCGGUCAAUUGGUCGAUGUCAAUGCCCAGUUUGCGGUGCGGGGCGGUGGACAUAUGGGAAUCAGGGGGUCCAACAAUAUCGAUGAUGGCGUUUUGAUCGUCAUGUCCAACCUGACCAAGUCGGAGGUGAACGAGGACAAGUCGCUUUUGUCGGUCGGUCCUUCGCAUCACUGGAGCGAUGUCUACUCCUACCUCCAGCAAUAUGGACUUGCAGUCCCUGGAGGUCGUUUGGGUCCAGUCGGUGUUCCUGGUCUCCUCCUGGCGGGAGGUGUCAGCUUCUAUGGCAACCAGGUUGGCUGGGCAUGCGACAGCGUCAUCAACUACGAGGUUGUCCUGGCCAAUGGAUCUGUUGUCGAGGUCAACAAGACGCACCAUCCUGAUCUCUUCUGGGCUCUGAAGGGUGGCAGCAGCAACUUUGGCUUGGUCACUCGCUUCGACAUUGAGACCAUCAAGUCUCCCAAGGUCUGGGCGGGUACUCACACCGUGUCGGCGCAGUACCUGGAUCGAUUCCUGGCUGCCGCCGCUACCUACGCGGCCGACAUCUCCGACCCCAAGACACACAUUGUUCCUGCUGUCGUGCCCGGCAACACCACGCUGGCAUCUGUGAUUCUUUUCUACGACAGCCCUGACACCGGCUACCCGGAUGCCUUCAAGCCGUUUACCGACAUUCCCGCUAUCAGCAGCACGGUCGGAUUCAAGACUCUGGGUGAAUUCGCUACGGAGACGGGCGCCAUGGUGGUUCCAGACAUCAAUGACGUUUUCGUCGCCGGUACAGUGUCGGGUACUACAUACGACGAACUCCACCGCGGUAUCAGUAUCAUCAACAGCACCUUCUUUGCUGCUCUCCCGGCUCUGUACGAGAAGGUGCCUGCGGCCAACAUCUCCACCAUUCAACUCGACUGGCAACCCAUCGGAUCUCUCUGGAUGAAAGCUUCGGAGGCCCGUGGCGGCAAUGCACUCGGUCUGGACUCGUCCAAGGUGUACCUCUGCUACGCCGAGGUGGUGGAAUGGAUUGGAUCAGCUUAUGAUGAGGCCGUCUCCACCUGGGUGAAGGAUGUGACUGCCGAGAUCAACGCUGCCACGGAGAAGGCUGGAUUGUUUGAAGCAUUCAACUACAUGGGCGACGCGGCCGGCUUCCAGUCCAUCUUCCCUGGAUACGGAGCGGAGAACCAUCAGAAGCUGCAGACGAUCGCGAAGCGGUACGAUCCUCAUGGUGUUUUCCAGACUUUGAUGCCAGGUGGAUUCAAGGUGUUUUAA